Molecule: messenger RNA, 1046 nt
Organism: Phalaenopsis equestris
Lineage: Eukaryota; Viridiplantae; Streptophyta; Magnoliopsida; Asparagales; Orchidaceae
Product: serine/threonine-protein kinase haspin homolog
Exons: 9
Biological process (GO): mitotic cell cycle; intracellular signal transduction
Cellular component (GO): nucleus; cytoplasm
Molecular function (GO): histone H3T3 kinase activity
Source: RefSeq, a predicted model, not a curated record
UUUAGCCUUUUUAUACGGUCACCCUUUUUUUUGUGUUAAUGAUGCUUUUGCUCUCUCUCUUUUCCUUCCAAAAAUCUAAAGAAGUGUUAAAAGAGGUCUUGCUAUCCUUAACGCUGAAUUCUUUGAGAGAGCAGCAUGAAUAUGGAGAAAAGCUCAAUUCGUGUGCAAAUUUUAUUGAGACCAAGGAUUUUAGAGUAUGCCAAGGCUUGUACGAUACACACUUAAUUAGAGCAUGAGAAGAGUGGGAUGCCAAAAAUACUUCUGAAAAUGAUCAUCCUUGUGCUUUUCGUGACGAUCAAUGCUACAUUGUGUUUGUAUUAGCUGAUGGUGGAAAGGAUCUUGAAAACUCUGUCCUUAAAAAAUUUAAUGAGGCUCGAAGUUUACUUGUGCAGGUUACCGCUUCAUUAGUUGUUGCAGAAGUUGCAUGCGAAUUUGAACAUGGAGAUUUACACUGGGGUAACAUUCUUUUACGUCGUAAUGGGGCCACAAUGGCUGAUUUCACACUUUCCCGUAUCAACACUGGAGAAGCUGUACUAUUUCUUAACCUUUCAGCAGAUCCCGAACUCUUCAAGGGUCCUAAAUGGAAUAUGCAGUUCGAAACAUAUCGAAGGAUGAAAGAAGUCACUGGAGGAUGCUGGGAAGAGAGGAGCUUCCCCAAGACCAAUGUUCUUUGGCUAAUGUAUCUUGUUGACAUUUUGGACAAGAAGAAAAUCAAUGAUCGGACGAUAAAGGAUGUGAGAGAUCUUAGGUCAUUUAAAAGGCAUUUGAAAAACUAUGAAUCUACUAAGGAUUCUCUGUCUGAUCCAUUCUUAAGUGAACUGCUUUUACCUUCAGGUUACAUUUCCAGAGAAUUGUGACUUAUGUUAUUACAUGCUGAAAAGAAUGAACUUUCAGCAUUUGUUCCAAAACAAAUUAAUUUUUUUUCAUGAUUUUAUGGUUUUAUUCCUCAACUAUAAUGAAUAGUUUCUUGUAGGCCGUUUGAUUGGAGCGAUCCAAAUCAUCCAUAGUUGUGAUAUAAUAAAUAAUAAAACUAAAAGGCUUUUCUU